GGCGCUUGGGGCAGCAGAUAACGGGCAGUGGUCGGCAGGGGGGCUCCGGCCGAGCUCCCGGCCAGCCGGCAGGUACCGGUGUGCGGCCUCUUCCCCCCGCAGGCACGGGAGGCUGCAGCCUUCAGCACGGAAACCACAGCCGAGGUGAUGCACAAUAAAGUUGCUAGAUGACCAGGGAGGCGUUGUCUUGUUCCAUUUGAAAAUAAGGGAUCGCGAUAGACAGGUGUCCAUCGAAUAGGUGCGAGGAAGACUUCGAGGCUAUUUGUGUGAGUAGGAAGGUUUCCCCCUCGUGCCCCUGCGCUGGCUGCUGUUGCAUCAUAGAAGGGCACGAAAUCAGGAAGUGAGAUCGAUCGGCUGGCACAGCCGAGCAGCAUCGACGACUUGUCCCGUAACACACAUUGCAGAUGGAUGGUGAUAGCUCCACAACGGAUGCUUCUCAGUUAGGAAUUGCUGGAGAUUACAUUGGCGGCAGUCACUAUGUGAUACAGCCUCACGAUGACACAGAGGACAGCAUGAAUGAUCAUGAAGAUACAAAUGGCUCAAAAGAGAGUUUCAGAGAACAAGAUAUAUAUCUUCCAAUUGCAAAUGUGGCAAGGAUAAUGAAAAAUGCCAUACCCCAAACAGGAAAGAUUGCUAAGGAUGCAAAGGAAUGCGUGCAAGAGUGCGUAAGUGAAUUCAUCAGCUUUAUAACAUCAGAAGCAAGUGAGAGGUGUCACCAAGAGAAAAGAAAGACGAUCAAUGGAGAGGAUAUUCUCUUUGCCAUGUCUACCUUGGGGUUUGAUAGCUAUGUUGAACCUUUGAAGUUAUACCUCCAAAAAUUCAGAGAGGCAAUGAAAGGAGAAAAGGGCAUUGGGGGAACAGUUACAACUGGAGAUGGUCUAAGUGAGGAACUCACAGAGGAAGCAUUUAUAGCUACAUAUUUAGGCCACAUUCGUUCUACUUGCAAGACUGUUGGGGAAAAAGUAAAAUAAACUCCACUUGAUGACUUGAGGAGCUUGUCUUUGAGAAAUGAGCCAGAGAAGAACAUCAUCUUCGUAUAAUUCUAAAACACUUAGUAUUUUUUAUAUUCGAAAGAAUGCACAGAUUGGCAACUAAAAGGUGUAGGGCAAGGAGCAUCAUAUGCAUUCACUGUAGUUUUUCUUCCUUGUAAUGUGAAUUAAAGCCUGACAGUUGUUGGGACUUCGUGUUGGUUUUGUUGAUGCUGGAUUCUCGCAUAUGGUCUUCUCCUUGGCUUUUAAAUAUUAUGGGCUGGUAAUCUUGAAGCUGAUACAAGAAAAAUUAGGAGGUGCAGCUCUAAUCAUAUCUACUGAUAUUUAAGUAUCUAAUAAAUCUUCUGUUUAAAAUCACUAGUAGACUACUGAACUAGCAAAAAUUCAAAGCCUGAGGACUGAAAUUACUUAUUCAGGGUCUGAAACACACGUUGCUCCCAGUAUGAUGGUUUUGGCUAUAUAAAACAGUACAGACUCUUUGGGUCUCUUCUAGACUGGAAGAUAAGCCCAUAAAACUAUCUGGAAAUUAAGAAUCUAAACCUAAAUAUUGCAGGAGACCUAUAGAAAGCUUUAUUUUUUUUUUAAAUGUGACUAAUUUUAUAAUUAAAGAUUAGGCAAUGCAGGUAGUAAACUCUUACCCAUACUCAUAUGUAAUGCUCUUUUGGUUCAGAAUUAGUAAGACACUGGCACAACUAUAGGCCAAAUUUAUUUACCUUGAGUAUGUUGCUUAUGGUUUUGUAGAUUGCAGCUGUUGGGAGUCUGUCUGGCUUGGAAGCUUGUCAAAUCAGUGUAUAGAAAUAGUUCUAAGAGCUUUAUUUUGUAUAUAUUCUGAUUUGCACUUCAAGCAUAUAAACUGCAGCUUGACAGUUGAGGGAAAAUACGUAGUUGGAAACUUUUAAUUGUGUCUGCAUCCAGUAUCUUGUUUUGUAUGGACAAAGAGACAAAUUCACAGAAAGUUUCUCCUCUGGAUGCUCAUGCUCUGCUUAGCCUGAGUACAAUGCCCACUAGAAAAUGUAAAUGAGAAAAAAGGAAUCCCCUUACAUCUGUGGAUCCUCUGUCCCCUUCCCAAAUUUGAUAUGGCCCCUGUUAAACAGCAGAAGGUUGAAGAUCUGCUCCUAGUCAUUUGUUCAGAUAUCUCAGGCUUGGGAGCCUCAGGAUGCUCUAUGAAAUAAAUCUUAAUUUAUUGUGAUUUGAAAAGAGCAACUUUGGAGAUAAAUAUUAAGUCUUGGCAGGAUGCAAAGGAAAUGUUGCAGUAUCAGAAGGAAAAAAAAAACAAAACAAACAAAACCAAGCCAACUCAUGAAGUGCUGCAGGGGGCAGCUCUAAAUCUAUUAAGAAUGAAGGUCUUGUUGCAGCAGUAACAGUAAUAGCUGUGCUACCGUGGCAUAACUCUUAGCUCUUUGGAUUAGUUUAGUGCCAGGGCUGGGUCAGAGGCAUGGCAUAAAACUGUGUUGGAUGUGGAACAUGUGCGUUAAAGGGCGGUAAAAUUUUCGACCUGCCACAGCCAUUUCUCACUGUAAUCUUAAUGCAUCUCUUAACUUGCAACUUAAGUAUUUGAAAAUUGUACAACGAAGGUAGGAGGAAAAAAAAAAUAAUCAAACCAACAGUUUAAGAACGCCAAGCAUCAGCUUUCAAAUGAAAGCUGUUACUCUGUUUUCAGAAUUUUUUUAUGGGUUGUAAGUCUUAUUAAUACAUAGUAACAGUCAUGCUUCAGACAGAAAAAAGCCACCUUUGUCUCCUAGUGGAGAAUGUUACUCUACAGUGACUUAACUUACAACAGUUGUGCUGCUUUGCUUCCGAGUAGCAGUUGUAACAUACCUGUUCUGAAGGUUGCAGAGCUCAAUGUACGUGUUACUGUAAAGGUUUAUCUUAGAGCAGCACUCCCUGUGUUUUCUCUGUAAAUCUCAGGAGUGUUUUUUUACUCUGUUCGUUGGCUUCCUCUCUCCUGUACGAAAUUCAGAGUUCUUGUGUGUACCUUGAAGGGCAUGCAGAAGUCAAACAAUGUAAUGUCAGUCUCUGGUUUUUUUUUUUUUUUUUUUUUUUUUUUUUGUCAUUGACUGUCUUUGCUGCCUUCCAUGGGGCUUCCAUGUUACAGAGUCCCUGAUGGAUCCUGUUUUAUAAAGAAGCACAGUGAUUUCAUUGAGUUCCUCACACACAUGUAUGUUCAAGUGCUAACCUUCUUCUAAACAAACCCCCCUGAAUUCUCCAGGUUUCUGGGGGUACUGAAUGCUGGAGAUUGCUUUUUCAGUGGUCAGGACAGCAAACUCUACUCCCUUUGCCAGCGUACAGCUGUGUAUGUUCUGCUUCAGAUAUGUACAGGGGAAGAAGGUGCUGUCUUACUUUUAGAUGAUCUGAUGCAAAAUUAAGUUGAAUUUUGUUUCCUAAGUGUUUCUUCUUAAUGGGAAUACAUCUGUUUACUUGUAACACUAAGUAACAAGUCUGUCUAUAUGCAGCGUAGGGUGGCAGCUGUCAGGGGAGGAAUGGCUCCAUAGUCCUGAAGCAGACCACAGUUAAAAGUUAUUUAAUGGUGACAGACACAUCAAACAAGGCUCUGUGUAUUCUAAAGUUCCUGUCUUAACUUUCUUAAAAUGCUCUUUC
Molecule: messenger RNA, 3587 nt
Organism: Athene cunicularia (burrowing owl)
Lineage: Eukaryota; Metazoa; Chordata; Aves; Strigiformes; Strigidae
Gene: NFYB
Product: nuclear transcription factor Y subunit beta
Exons: 6
Coding region: 405-971 (188 amino acids)
Biological process (GO): regulation of transcription by RNA polymerase II
Cellular component (GO): nucleus; CCAAT-binding factor complex
Molecular function (GO): protein heterodimerization activity; RNA polymerase II cis-regulatory region sequence-specific DNA binding; DNA-binding transcription activator activity, RNA polymerase II-specific
Source: RefSeq, a predicted model, not a curated record